Messenger RNA from Tarenaya hassleriana, 1847 nucleotides. RefSeq names its product methylmalonate-semialdehyde dehydrogenase [acylating], mitochondrial. Gene Ontology annotation, cellular component: mitochondrion. Gene Ontology annotation, molecular function: malonate-semialdehyde dehydrogenase (acetylating, [NAD(P)+]) activity; methylmalonate-semialdehyde dehydrogenase (acylating, NAD+) activity. The transcript has 19 exons. The record is from RefSeq and is a predicted model, not a curated record. NCBI's taxonomy places the organism in Eukaryota, Viridiplantae, Streptophyta, Magnoliopsida, Brassicales, Cleomaceae. Bases 85 to 1707 code for a protein of 540 amino acids. Gene Ontology annotation, biological process: L-valine catabolic process; thymine catabolic process.
GCACCAGCGCUGAGUCAGCAGCAUUUCUUUAAUUCAUAAUCCGCCAGGGGAGAAGCCAAACCAAACGACUCAGCGAGAGAAACGAUGUUGCUGCGAUUUUCGAUUCAACAGGCGAAGAAGAAUCUGAGGACUUUGAGGCCGGAGAUCCUCGCUCUCCGGAGCUGUGGUUUCUCCAUGGCGGCGGAACCGUCUUCUCAGCAGCGGAAGCCUCCGAGGGUGCCUAAUCUUAUCGGAGGUUCUUUUGUCGACUCUCAAUCAUCAUCACUCAUCGAUGUCAUAAAUCCUGCAACACAAGAGGUUGUUUCACAAGUUCCUUUAACUACCAAUGAUGAGUUCAAGGCGGCGGUUUCUGCUGCGAAGCAGGCAUUUCCAUCAUGGCGAAACACACCAAUUACUACUCGCCAGCGUGUCAUGUUAAAGUUUCAAGAGCUUAUACGCAAAAACAUGGACAAGCUUGCAUUGAAUAUCACAACUGAACAAGGGAAGACCUUAAAGGAUGCACAGGGUGAUGUCUUCCGUGGGUUAGAGGUUGUGGAACACGCAUGUGGGAUGGCAACCCUACAGAUGGGCGAAUACGUCCCCAAUGUAUCAAAUGGAAUCGACACCUACAGCAUCAGGGAGCCGUUAGGUGUCUGUGCCGGCAUUUGCCCCUUCAAUUUCCCGGCAAUGAUUCCCUUAUGGAUGUUUCCCAUAGCAGUAACCUGUGGUAAUACGUAUGUUUUAAAGCCAUCGGAGAAGGAUCCUGGUGCUUCUAUUUUGCUCGCAGAAUUGGCGAUGGAAGCUGGAUUGCCCAAUGGGGUUUUAAAUAUUGUGCAUGGCACCAAUGAUGUAGUGAAUGCUAUCUGUGAUGAUGAGGAUAUCAGAGCUGUUUCUUUUGUUGGUUCUAACACUGCUGGAAUGCAUAUAUAUGGAAGAGCAUCAGCAAAAGGCAAACGUGUUCAGUCAAAUAUGGGGGCAAAAAAUCAUGGAGUUGUCUUACCUGAUGCCAACGUAGACGCUACUUUGAAUGCUCUAGUUGCUGCUGGUUUUGGUGCUGCUGGACAACGAUGCAUGGCACUAAGCACAGUUGUUUUUGUUGGGGGAUCACAAUCAUGGGAGGAAAAAAUUGUUGAGCGAGCCAAAGCCCUUAAAGUCAGUUGCGGCACCGAACCAGAUGCAGAUCUCGGGCCAGUUAUUAGCAAACAGGCCAAAGAACGAAUAUGCAGAUUGAUCCAAUCUGGUGUUGAUAGCGGUGCUAAAUUGCUGCUUGAUGGAAGAGAUAUAGUGGUUCCAGGGUACGAGAAAGGGAAUUUUAUCGGUCCGACCAUUUUAUCUGGUGUUACUCCUGACAUGGAGUGCUACAAGGAGGAAAUAUUUGGCCCUGUUCUUAUUUGCAUGGAGGCCGAGACCUUCGAAGAGGCCAUAGAUAUUGUCAACAGAAACAAGUACGGGAACGGGGCUUCACUGUUCACGACAUCCGGCGCUGCGGCUAGAAAGUUCCAGAUGGAAAUCGAGGCAGGCCAGGUCGGUAUAAACGUUCCUAUCCCGGUACCGUUGCCCUUCUUCUCGUUCACCGGAUCCAAGGCGUCCUUCGCCGGUGAUCUUAACUUCUACGGGAAAGCAGGAGUUCACUUUUACACACAGAUUAAAACUGUGACGCAACAAUGGAAGGAUCCACCAAGUGGCAGCGGAGUUUCCCUCGCAAUGCCCACUUCUCAGAAGCCUUAAAAUAAAAAAUGGUAAAAACCAACGUUCACGACGAAUUUAAAAAAUAAAUUAGCUCGUGGAAUUUGAACCUCUGGUUUCUCUUCCUUUGGGAAAUAAAUAGAAAUAUGAAUAAUAAUUUUAUAUUUAGACGUUCUCAUCCA